GCGAAGGGAUCGGGAACGGCCUUGGUUUGACGCAUGCGCACUUGGGUUCGCUUACCUGCUUCGCUAACCCCGCUGGUGAAAGAUGGCGUCCCGCGCGGGACCUCGAGCCGCUGGAACCGACGGCAGCGACUUCCGGCACCGGGAGCGCGUGGCACAGCACUACCAAAUGAGGUGGGGUGCGGGGUGGGGCCAGCAAGCCGCGCGCCCAGCGGGGGAAACCAGGCUGCUUCCCCCGCCUCCGCAGCAGUGCACGUUGCCGGAGCUUCCCGCUGUCAUCCCUCCUUAGUCAUUCGCCGUCGUGGGGUCCCCCCCCGUCCGCUUAUCGGGCAGCGUCGUUGCGUUUUCGCCGCCGCCCUCUUGCUCAAAAGUGUGGGGGAAAGCUAAAUGCAUGUAACGUCGUUGUGCAGAUCGCCCGGUAAAUCACUAUGCAGUAAGACGGGGUGGGGGGUGGGGAGGAGAUCAUGUGUUGUGUGAAGAGGUUGAUGGCUCGGCCACCUACUAAUGAGGUUUUGUUUUGUUAUUCCUCUGCCUGUGCCUUUCACACAGCUGGAGAGUCAGCUGGCCAGGCUUUUUCCAUCACAGUAUCUGCACUAGGAAAAGUUUUCCUCUACUGAAUUUUGAUUUCUUGUGCGGCUGCUAAAGGCACAGGAAAUUUGUUCUUUUUUUAAAAAAAGCUGGCAGCUGGAUUGCAGCUCCACCUUCCUUGCAGAAUAUUAGAAUUAAAUUAUCAGCAGCACCGCCAAUAAAAUAUUCGAUUCUCUGUUCUUUAAAAUAGGAUCACCCCAAUCGCCACAGACCAGUACAGUCGGAAUUCUUUUGCUCAAUUGGUCGAGAGCAGCCUAUGUUGGACUCCAAAUCCUUUCGGCCUUUGUCAUCAUGGCCUGUGGUUACAGAUGAUGGGAGCUGUAGUCCAACAGCACUUGAGGGCUCAUGGUUGAGGAUGUAGAGCAGCGUCCGUCAACUCUGGGUCCCUGGAUGUUGCUGGACUACAGCUGUCGUUAUCCCUAGCCAGCUCAGCCAGCAGUCAGGGAUGAUGGCAGUUGCAUUGCAACAAUGUCUGGGGAUCUGAGAUGAGAAUAAGUGACACAAAAACGAAAACAUUGGAUGUUGUUGGACUAUAACUCCCAUCAUCCCUGAUCAUGGUGGCUAGGCAUGAUGGGAGUUGUAGUCCAACAACAUCUGGGGACCCACAGGUUGAGAAACACUGGCUUAGAAGCUUAUUUUGGCAUUAAGUGGUACAUACAUUAAUAAAUAGCAAUAAUAUUAUAAUUCUGCAGUCUGAGAUGGUAGGGGUUAACAUCCAGAAAAUCAACUCCCUGCUUUGGGUUUGGGUUUGGUUGGGUUUUUCUUAGCUUAUAGCCUAUGUCAUUCUGCCUAGUUCUUCACCAGUUUGUCUUGGUGUUGACUAUCUCACCACCAUAUUUGAAAUUACCUUUUAGUGCUGGCUCUUGCUGACCCUUGCCUCCCCCUCCCUCCCUCUGCUUCCCACAGUGUGUCCCUCAAGUCCGAGAUUAAGAAGUUGAUCUACAUGCAGAUAGCGCUGUGGCUUCUGGUGGCAGCGCAGAUGUGUGUCGCUCACUUCAAGCUGCUGCCCCACGACCAGGUGGCCAUGCCUUACCAGUGGGAGUACCCGUACCUACUCAGCAUCAUCCCUUCGCUCUUCGGCCUCUUCUCCUUCCCGCGGAACAACAUCAGCUACCUGGUCAUCUCCAUGAUCAGCACAGGCCUUUUCUCAGUGGCGCCUCUCAUCUAUGGCAGCAUGGAGAUGUUCCCGAUGGCGCAGCAGCUCUACCGCCACGGCAAGGCCUACCGCUUCAUCUUUGGCUUCUCCGCCGUCUCCGUCAUGUACUUGCUGGUGGUGGUCGCCGUGCAGGUUCACGGCUGGCAGCUGUAUUACAGCAAGAAGCUGCUGGACUCCUGGUUUACCAGCACACAGGAGAAAAAGAAGAAAUGAACAGGCGGCCAGGAGUUCACCUGCAUGCAGCGAUGUCUGGGGGCUUGGGGUGGGGGCUCAGGGGUGCCCUGCUCAAGCAGAGGCAGGUGGCGCUAUUUGGGAUUCUCUGCCCUCCCCAUCUUGCCAAGCUGAUGGGAGAUGGCAAGGGCUCCGUUUGAGCAGGGUGAAAGCCUCUGUGGGUGCCUUCCGACCCUCUGCUGGCAGCCACAGGGACUAGCAGCUGCAGACUUGGGCAACCCUCCUUUGGGGAGGGAUUUAUGGGAGAGGCAUCUGGUGCCUUUCAGAAAGACCUUACCUAGCUUGCUCAGACUGAGAGAUGCAGGACGCUCCUGCUGCUUUGAAUGCUGAAUCGUGACCAGGCAGACUGACUCCAUCUUCUUGAGUUGGUUAGAUGUGAGUUGGGUAAGAGGAUGUGAGUUCAUGGUGAGGCUUGAGGUCCCAUCACGUUUCACCCAUCUUAAGAGUUCCCAAUCAAGCCCUUUUGAGAGAUUAUGCUAUGUGUACUUACCGUAUUUUUCUGUGUAUAACGACCCCUAUUUUUGGGGACCGCAACAAAAUAAUUUGGGGGGGAAAUUGCUCAGAGUUCUUGCACUGUUUGUGGGGAGAUUGCCCAGAGUUGUUGAGCUUGGGGGGGGGGGCACCACCGCAAAACGCUCGACAGCCUACCCCACAAUGCAAACCGCACACAUCACUACAGACAUCAAUCGUCUACAUACUACUACUACUACUACUAAUAAUAAUCAUCAUAAUAAUAAUUUAUUAUUUAUACCCCGCCCAUCUGGCUGAGUUUCCCCAGCCACUCUGGGCAGCUACCAAUCAAGUGUUAAAAACAGUACAGCGUUAAAUAUUAAAAACUUCCCUGAACAGGGCUGCCUUAAGAUGUCUUCUGAAUGUCAGGUGGUUGUUUAUCUCUUUGACAUCUGAUGGGAGGGCGCCACUACCGAGAAGGCCCUCUGUCUGGUUCCCUGUAGCCUCACUGCCCAAAGCCCAACUGCCCAAUUGACGCAACCACAGCCUGCUGUCCCUUGCUCAUUUAGUCAUGUAGAUGGGUUUCCAUCUUUGCUCAUAACCCCCCUUGCCUUUUCCUAUAAAUGCCUGGGUGCCCCAGAGACUGCUGUCGCCACCCCAUUCCCAGCUAAUGAGUUUCAGCACACACACACACCCCAUGUACUUGAGUACCAAAUAAAGAAAAAUAUUGCAGAACGUUGCACCUGGGUUUUGUUUUUAAUUAGCAGGGGGUGGGUGUGAUGGUGGCAGCUGGCUCGAGCUGCUAGAGGUGAAACCACCCUCAAUCAUGUAUUGUCCUGUCUUCAGGAGGCGCUGAGCGCCUUGUAGUGCCAGAUAACAAUGUGGUGUGCAUGAGUGCUAAGACUGCCCACCAGUACCUCCAGUGUCCGUGAAAGGUCUCAGUAAAUAUCCCCUCAAAAAUGUGCACAUGAGAGGCUGUUUGUGCCUUCUGCUCAGUUCCUGUUCACAUUGGAACAUGCCCCAUUAAGCUUGGACACAUUUCAUUGGAUGUUGCAGUUGGACAGCCACCUUCCUAUCCAUAGUGGAAAGAAGCAAAGAGCUCUCUCUGAGCAAGUGCAACAGUGGCGUAGAUGUCAUUUCCCCCUACUUAUGUGAAUGCCCUAUGUUGGCUCUUUUUUCUGUUCUUUGAGAGGUGGCAGCCAUUUUGUGUUGCUCCAUUCCCCACAGCAGCCAUCUUGUGAUGGGUGCCCUUUCUCAAAAUUCCAAGGAUGCCCACUGGCCUAAGGAAUGCCACUGUCAAUAGGAAAGAAAGUGGAGAUUUGUGUGGUGAGAAUAUGAUCUGUCAGGGAUCUCUUGCCUACAUAGAAAGCUUCCUUGAGGUAGUCACAAGAGUUGUAGACAUUUGCUCCCCUGUGCAAAAAGAAGCUGAGGAACAGAACAAGAUUGGUUCAAAAAACAACUCUUAAUACAGAUCUACACCAUACAUUUAAAUCAUGUCCAAAGCACAUGAGUUCCCACAAAGAAUUCUGGGUACCGUAGUUUGCUAAGAGGGCUGAGGAUAGUAGCUCUGUGAGGAGGAAUUUGAGGCAGAUCUCCCCAUUCUAUGUCUGAUACUCUAAUCAAGCUUAACAUGCUGAUUCUCUAAUAGCUACUUAUAAUUGCUCCCAUACCACAAUAUUAUUAUUUUAUUCUGAUAUAUUUCAAGCAGUAGGAAAUUGGGACAAAAUUUAAUAAUACUCUGGAUCUUAUUCUUGUUGAAUGGUGGUUAUUCUGAUUUUCUGGUUACAUGUGUCCUAUUGUUCAGAAAAAUGCGGUGCAGCCAACUCAUUCAGCUGCAGAAGGUCAAGAAACCCGGUAAAUUGGAGGGGGGCGGAGAGAAGUUGCAAUGUCAUUAUUCAAGAUGGCAGAUGAGCCAACUGCCACUCUCGCAGCUGCAUUAUUUCUUUUAAAGAAUUGUUGUACAAGGUGACAAAACCGCCAGGUAAGCAGGUGGGCAAUGAUCCAAGAAUCUCGGGGUGCUAUGCACCCUCAGCUAAAACCAUGCACUGAGUGAGAAUGUUUCUGACCACUCUGAAACGGAAGCAAGCCCUACUGCGGCACGAAUAAUAGCACAUGUUACUGAGGGAGGACUGGGAACCCAUGAGAGCUACAACCAGGGCCAUUUUCCCCCAGCUGGAACUUACUCAGUUCUGGCACCUUUCAGGUGGGUGCAGUUGCCAUGACGAGAGAACAAGGGAGACAUUCAUGAUGAGUUCCGGUACCUCUUUUUCUAGAAAAAUAGCACUGUGCAACAAUUCUAAAAGGAUUCCUCUGAAAAGACUGCAGAGUCUACAAUAGGAAUAGGCCUGAGGCACAACACUUCCAUUGAGACCUUUACUAAAGUCACUGCGAAUCUACUGCCUACGGUGGAUACCCUGGAAGAACAUAAAUAACACAAGUAAUCUGAGACUGAGAGGUGUCCUUGAAGAAAUGAGGAAAGCAGGAUUUAAUUACCACCUCGGUGACAUGAUUUAAAGAGGUUUUCCCUGACAUUUCCGAUACUAGCAACAUCCCAGAGGCCUAAUAUUCUUCAGGUGUGCGCCGUAAAAAGAAAUGUGGAACACCCAAGCAGUACCCAACACAGAAUGAGAAGGAGCGAAAGUACUAACUUUCCAGGAUCUCGGUGCAGGUACAUUGCAAAAAAAAAAGGACUUUAAGCAAGUUGCAGGAAAGUUACGCUCUGCAGGGGUGAGAGAUGACUGGGAAUUUUCCAUUCCAGCUUGAUAGCAUCCCAUGAUUCAAAGGUGCUGACAGAAACCACACAGACAGAUGCAAACAGCAGUUUGGUGGCAGUUUUAGAGGAUGACACAGGCAGCUCCAAGGGCAGCGAAGAGGAUAGGAGGCUGGCAGC
This is a messenger RNA of Podarcis lilfordi (Lilford's wall lizard), 5312 nucleotides long. Lineage: Eukaryota; Metazoa; Chordata; Lepidosauria; Squamata; Lacertidae. The record is from the annotation of a GenBank genome assembly.